CUCGUGACAAACAAAGCUAUGCCAGCUUUGAUUCGUGAUGCGCUCGAAGAGGAGAAAAGUUCCGGUUCAAAGACCUUACUUUCAUCUAAACUAGGAGAGAUCGAGGAUCUCGAAGGUCCCGAUGCAGUUGAAACACUUACCAAGAGACUGAGGAAAGUCAAAAUAAACGUGGCAAUGGAAUUUGGCGAUUCAUCAAACCCACCAAAAGAAUGGGAACGCACUAAUGAACGCCCUGUGGAUAGCAGGUCCAGGACUAUGAUGAAGUAG
Messenger RNA from Rodentolepis nana, 267 nucleotides. The record is from the annotation of a GenBank genome assembly. NCBI's taxonomy places the organism in Eukaryota, Metazoa, Platyhelminthes, Cestoda, Cyclophyllidea, Hymenolepididae.